AGUUGCAAACGAAACAUCGUAAGGGGAAGUGUCGCCGGUCCCCGCAAACGUUACUACUUUUUUCGAAGUUCUUAACACAGUUUUUGUUAUAAAGUUUUGCUACGAAGUUUUAUGUAUCCAGUCUUUUAUCCUGCCGAAGUAAAAGGUUAAGAGACAGCGCUCGGCAGUGUCGUUUAUUGAGUUUAUACGUUGGUUGUGUUUUUUUUGUUAUUGUUGAGUUUUUUGUUUGGUGCAUCGUGCCGGUCCGGAGACCGACGGUCCCAGAGAGGCUCCAAGCCUGGACGCGCGGUUAACAGACCCCAAAGGACAAAGCCUUUAGGGCGUGUAGUCGUGGUGGUCGGCGAGCGGUUCCCGCUCCAACCGUCAAGCUGGCAGCGAGUGCGCUAAGCAUGAACCCGCACUACCACGGGUACGCGGAGCUCAGCUCACCUCACCCGCCCUCGCCGGAGGCGGCCUUCGCCAAUGGUCACGACUACCCGCAUAAUAAUAACAACCCGGCAUUAAAGGAGUGUGCGGGAUGCGGUGGCAAGAUCGUCGAAAGGUUCCUACUUCACGCACUGGACCGGUACUGGCACCACGGUUGCCUGAAGUGUACCUGCUGCGGGCAAGCGUUGGCGGACAUGGGUCGAUCCUUCUACUUCAAAGGAGGCAUGAUCCUAUGCAAAAGCGAUUACACGAGAAUGUUCGGUUCAGGCGGUGCGUGUGCAGCGUGCGGUCAAGCCAUCCCCGCGAGCGAAUUUGUCAUGAGAACGAAUUCACCGCAGCAGCCACUACACGUCUUCCACAUAAAGUGUUUCGCCUGCUCCAAAUGUGGUUCACACCUAAUGCAGGGUGAUAGGUAUUACAUGCUCGCGGGGUCACUAGUCUGCGAGCAGGACUGGCAAAAAUUAAUGAAGAGUGCGAACGCGGGGGCGGGCCCCACCGCGCCCGUACGUAAGGGCAAAGUGGGGCGCCCGCGCCGAUCGCGGGAAUGAGCGCCGGGCCCCGUGCCCGCGCAACCUCGCUCGCAUCGGGACUUUGAGGAGGUAGGAACCUUUAUUUGUUCAAUACCGAAGAAAAUUAAAUUCAUAAUGUUAUUCUAAGGAUCCGUACAUAUGGUGAUAUUUAAAUCCAGUAAACAUUGAUUUACCGUUAGUUUUCCGACAUUUUCUAUACAAAAAAUCGUAUUGAAUUAUACCUACAAAAUAUUAAUAAUUAAUAACCAUUAUCAUCAUUAAGUACCUACGUGAAUGAAAUCCGUAUUAUGUCACCAUAGAGAUUUCAAAAAAGUCAUCCUAUUAUUAUGCCAUUUAUACAUCAGUCCAAAAUUAAGACAGAUGUCGCCGAACUUCCACUUUUGCAGUUACUUAAAAAUCUAUUAUAAUAUAAAAUGCGCUUGCUAUAAACGUUUUCUUACUAAAAAAAUGCAUGUAAGUCGACCAGUCUGAUAUGACUAGAGCAAAAUAAUCUUUUUUAUAACUGUUUUCGUGUCUACACUGCUUCCAGGUUAAUAUUAGCACUCAGAUAAGAAUAUUGGCAAUAAAUUACGUUUCGAUUGAAUGAAUGAAUGAAUGAUAAUUUUAUUACCAAUAAUCACAGCACAACAUGCUAAAUAUACACUGACAU
This is a messenger RNA of Diatraea saccharalis (sugarcane borer), 1605 nucleotides long. The record is from the annotation of a GenBank genome assembly. NCBI's taxonomy places the organism in Eukaryota, Metazoa, Arthropoda, Insecta, Lepidoptera, Crambidae.